UGACACGCACCCACCAUCUCUCUCCCUCUCUAAACCCCAACCAACCAGCCCCUCCGCUCGCCGGCAAGAAAACCCCAGCCCCUUCCCGGAAUCCCCACUCCGGCGAGCCCGACCGACCGGCCGGCCGGCCGGCCUCCGAUGGCGUCGGCGACUUCGACGGCGGAGCUGGAGGCCGCCAUCGCCGCCCUCCCCGCCAAGAAGCAGCGCCUGCGGGAGUCCUUCGACCGCCUCCUCGCCGCCUCCCCCAUCCCCGUCCCCUUCACCUGGGCCGACGUCGACGCCCACAUCUCCUCCCUCCAGGCCUCCAUCGCCCGACGCUUCCGCCAGCUCCAGGCGCACCAGGCCGCCGCGCUCCGGUCCACCGCCGACCCCGUCCAGCACCAGCUGAGGGGCAAGGGCCAAGACAGCAGCGAGGAGGAGGAGGAUUGGGCGCGGCCCAAUCGCGCGCCUUCGGACCUCAAUGCCGGGGAGGAGGGGUCGCAGGGGGGUGCGGAGAUGGCAAUCGAGGCGUCUCCCGGCCAGUACGACGCCGUUGAGGAAGGGGAGGCGUCUCCUGGCCUUGAACCGGAGGAGGGGGAGGCGUUUCUUGGCCUUGAACCAGAGGAGGAGGAGGAGGAGGAGGAUAGGGGGCGGGCCAAGCGGGCGCCUUCGGACCUCAAUGCCGGAGAGGAGGGGGAGCAGGGGAGGGUGGAGGUGGCAAUCGAGGGGUCUGCCGGCCAGUACGACGCCGUCGAGGAGGGGGAGGCGUCUCCUGACCUUGAACCAGAGGAGGAGGACGAAGAAGAUGGGGGGCGGGCCAAGCGGGCACCUUCGGACCUCACUGACGAGGAGGAGGGGGAGCAGGGGAGGGCGGAGAUGGCAAUCGAGGGGUCUCCCGGCCAAGACGACGCCGUUGAAGACUGGGAGGCGUCUCCUGGCCUUGAACCAGAGGAGGAAGAGGAAGAGGAGCGGGAGGAGGAGACCAUCCAAGGGGCGUACCCAAGCCAUCGCCACGGGGAGACGACGGGGAAGGCGCCGAGCAGCUGGCGGACGCCGGACCACGCAGGCGGCGCGGGGGAGGCCGUGAGGUGGAACCUCGCGGCGGCGCGCGCCGACAGGGACGCCUCGCUGCUGGCGGACAUGCUGUACUGGGGCAACAAGAGGAGCCUGCGCGCCCGGCGGCAGUUCCUCCCGGCGCUGCUGUGCGCCGCGGAGCCCCACGCGCUGGUCGUCGGCGCCGUCAGGGACUUCCUGGCCAGGGCCGAGCCCAAGAGCGACAAGAACUGGGAGAACUGCGCCUCGCUCCUCUGCUGCGUCCCCAGCCUCAGGGCCGAGCCGUCGGCGGCCACGCUGGAGCGGGCCAGACGGCUGGCCGAGGACUGGAGGGAGAUGGUCAUCGGCAGGCCUGAAACUUGCAGGGACCUCGGCCGGCUCGCCGUAUGGGGCCUUCUGCAGUUUCUUGCCUCGUACAAAAUCACCUUGGAGCUGGACGCCGAUGGGAUAAACCAUCUCCUCGCCGACGUCCCGCGCAACAAAAAGCAGAGCUGCAUCGAGCUCCGCAAUGGUCUCGGGCUGAUCCACGCCAUGGCUGACUCGGCCGACCAUCUGAUUGAGAAUGGGCAGCCAGUUGAUGCUAUCAGCCAUCUGAUUGAGAAUGGGAAGCCACUUGAUGCUAUAAAACUGGCGUGUGAUUUGAAUCUGACCGACAAAUAUCCUCCACUUUCCCUCAUGAAUGAUUAUGUUGGCAAAGCUAAGAAGACUGCUCAGGAGAUAUUGAGCAGGGAAGGCGAUUCACGGGACUCUCUGAACCAGGCCAUGGCGAGGCAGGUGAACGCCCUGAUACUGUCGUGGAGGGCGGUGGACGAGCACGUCGACGUCGCGCACCGCACCGGCAUCAAGGCGGAGAUCACCCAGCUGCUGCACGGGUACGCGCGCAAGCGGCAGAGCCUGUCGGUGCCGGUCGGCUCUUCCUCCUCCUCCUCCCCGCCUGCCUGGAGCCCGCAGCGGCGGCGUCAGGAGCUGCCGCCGGAAGAGGAGGAGGCCGGGCAGAAGCAGCACAAGAAGCGGAAGCGGAAGCCGCACUGGCUGCAGCGGGAGGCGCGGCAGCACCGGUUCCACGAGCAGCCCAGGUUCUUGCCCCGGUGCGUCGGUGCCCGGCCGGGGCACGACGCCGGCGGGGGCCGUGAUCGUGGCGGCGAGGGGCUCCCGGGGGUCCGUGGAGGGCCUCCUCGGUGCCCUGGUAGCCCGUAUUAGCUGGUAGCGUCGCUCGCUCUUGGCCACGUCCUGCUGCCUUGCCUUCAGACCAGACAAGAGUAUGUAUGUAGAGUAUGGUGCGACUGAUCAUGGGGCUGAUGGUGCACGUAUCUUUAGGAUUAAUUAACGUAAAAGUUGAGCUUAACCUCGUGGUUUACUGGUUAGAGUGCCUCACUCAUUUAGACGAGACGAUAAACGGAAGUCCGUCUUAAAUCUAGAUGUGACAUAAUAUCUUACAUCUAAGUAUGAUGUCAUGUGUUUUGUAA
Triticum urartu is the source of this 2498-nucleotide messenger RNA. RefSeq lists its product as uncharacterized. The record is from RefSeq and is a predicted model, not a curated record. NCBI's taxonomy places the organism in Eukaryota, Viridiplantae, Streptophyta, Magnoliopsida, Poales, Poaceae.